AUGGCGCUUUCGUCGCCAUUGUUGGGACGAAAGUCCUACGUAAAUGGCUGGAAUCGGCCGGUACUGCGAGGAGUGCUGCACGGCCUGAUCGCCUUGCUGCUGGUGCCUGCAUUUUUGUUCUCCACGCUGGCAGUCUUUACCGGGCAUUGGCCGGAGCAGUGGUGGAGGUUCUCGGCACUCUUGGGAGCAAAGCUGCUGAGCUACUUCGCAAGCGCCGCCCUCCACCUUUACCCACAUCAGUCGGUUGCCUCCUUCAACUGCUGGCUUCGCGUGGAUUUGGUCUCCAUUUGCUUCGCUGUUUGGGCGCCGACAUCAGUAUUUCUCAGUGAUGUCAGGCUGUGGUGGCUGCAAUUCACGGUGGCUUGCGGUGUUGCAUUCCUCACCCAUGCGCUGAUCGAUUCCGAUUUGGCGCAUGAAUCAGAAGCUGCCCUACAGACCCUGGACCAGAAGCGCCAGAUCCGCACCGCCGUGAACUCCCUGUUUUUUGUCUGGUGCUUAUUAUUCACCGGCAUUGGAUACAAAUUCCAUGGCUUUUGGAUCAUAGGAGCUGCUUUCUACAGUCUGAGCUUGGUCAUUGCACCGCCUUUUUCGCGAAGAUAUCCUGCAAUGCGUUGGCAUAGAAGUGGGAUGAAUGGGUGGCACGAAGACUUCCAUGCAACUGUGGCCAUUGCCGAUGCGGCUUUUGUCCUGAUGGCAUACAGCUUUCUGGCGGAGGUGCCGCUGAACUGUGGCGACGGCGUGUCGCAUCCUGCAACUCGUGGUCUGCUAUGA
Molecule: messenger RNA, 771 nt
Organism: Symbiodinium sp. CCMP2592
Lineage: Eukaryota; Dinophyceae; Suessiales; Symbiodiniaceae
Source: the annotation of a GenBank genome assembly